Messenger RNA from Penicillium lagena, 798 nucleotides. RefSeq lists its product as uncharacterized. The transcript is spliced from 3 exons. The record is from RefSeq and is a predicted model, not a curated record. Lineage: Eukaryota; Fungi; Ascomycota; Eurotiomycetes; Eurotiales; Aspergillaceae. The coding region runs from base 1 to 798 and encodes 265 amino acids.
AUGGCUGCCCCGAACUACGCCAAUCCGGACUCCCUCACGGAGCUCUCGACCAUGCUCGAGCGUACGCUCAUCGAUACCGGCCGCCUCUUCAGGAAGCCAGCUUCCAUGCCCUCCAAGACCACGCUGCAGCGGUCCAUCCCCGCUUACUACGCGAGUUUCCAAGAGGCCCUGGACAACCUGUCGGAGCAGAUUUUCAUGGCAAAAGCAUUUCUGGAGAAAGAUUACGAGGCCCUCAAGGCCCAUACGGCACCGCAGCCCAUCGACGAUGUGGCUAUGGGCGAUGCCGAGCCCAAAGUCGAGCUCGAGGCUGAGCCGAUCACUGUCGACGACCACCCGGUCGAACCCAAGCUAGAGAAGCAGUCCCCCGUAGCACCGCCCAUGCCCGAGACUCACGCCGACACCCCCAUUAAAGAAGAAAAAGAAACGGAACCCGUGCCCGAAGAGAUCGACUUUGAUUCCGUGCUCAAUGACAACGCAGGCGGUCCCAAUGACUUUGAUCUCAAUCUGGAUUUCGGGGAUGACGCACUGGGGAAUCAAGCUUUUCUCUCGGGAUCGACAUUCGACAAAGCCAAGCCACCUAGUGGUGGUGGUGGUGGUGAUGGUGGUGGUGAUGGUGGUGGGGAAGGCGGCGUCUUUGACCUGGAGCUGCAGAAGGACGGGGAUGCGGAGAUCAUGGGCGAGUCUAACUUUGAUGACCUGUUCCUCGAGACGGACCAACUCGGGGAGGGCGAUCUGGGGCAGCUGGAGGGCGAUAGCCUAAUGAACCUGAACGAGCUGGACGAUAAUUGGUUUACGUGA